Messenger RNA from Neolamprologus brichardi, 2253 nucleotides. RefSeq names its product dynein regulatory complex subunit 12 homolog (gene drc12). The record is from RefSeq and is a predicted model, not a curated record. Lineage: Eukaryota; Metazoa; Chordata; Actinopteri; Cichliformes; Cichlidae.
CCCCGGGCUGGUGAUGGGAGUGGAGGUGGUGAUGGUGUGGCUGGAAGGCAUCCUUCAUCAUUCCGAUGAUCCCCCCGCCUUUCUUCAGGUUCCCAGCCAUGUUCGGGCUCGGCUAGGGUCGGCCAGAGCGGCAGACAGGCGAGGUGAGGCAGGGCAGGGGGUCAGGGGGACCGAACCGCCGCCUGGAGUUGGUUGGACCGGGCGAUCCCGUACCCCCUGUGAGGACAGCGCCCGAGCGGCGAAUCCGAGCCAGGGUCCGACGGGGGUAAAAUGAGGGAGGAAGAGAUGACUAUUGGAUAAAGGCUCCCAUCAGUAAAUAUAACAUGAUUAUUUGGUAGAUAAAUGUCCAGAUUGUGGAUAAAACAAGCCCAACGGUCACUCACACCCUGCACAAGUCCCCCUCUGUGCCGCAGCUAGCUGGCUGCGUUGCUCAGCGUCUCCCUCUCUCUCUGCAGGGACCCACGCAGGCUAAUUAACGGAGCACCAGACCUGGCUCCUCUCGCCCUCAGCUGGAGGACAAUGGCAACGGUUUCUUCGCAGGACUCGAGCGUGUCCUCGCCUCCGUCCAAGCCGCGAUGUCGUUCCUCUCUUUUGUCAGCAGCAGCUCUUUUCGGCUGUGCCGUGUCUUCAGGGGAAGUUCAGAGGCUGUGUGACACUGUCAGCACUCCUCUGCGGGCUGCGAGGCUGACGACACAAAGCGCUCAGCGACGACCGAGGAGAGGAAGUUGAACUUAAAGCUGCGAAAGCCUCACGGUCAUAGACGGGAACUAGGGUGAAUAAAUAAUUAUGGGAUUUAAACAUUGCCCAGCAUUUUCUGUUUCCCCCCCUCUGACGUGUAUGUGCGGCCCUUUCCUUUCCUGUACGUCCUCUUCCGUUAACCCCCACCCUCUCGUCUCUCUCCCCGCUGCCCAAACCCUAAACUCCCCGCCUUCUUUUUAAAGCGCGUUCUCGAUAAUGAAUGUAACCGAGCACGCGCGUCUGCCUGUAGAGCAUUCAUAAAAUCUCAGUGAGAUGCUGCUGAGUGCAUCUCUGAGUUCUCCCAGCUCGGGCCUCGGUAACCCCUAGCAACAAAAGACGCUUUCACAUAUACUGAAGGCAGCUGGCGCUGUGCGCGUUUCCCAGUCAUGUGUGACUGGCUGUUGUAAAAGUCACUCAACUAUCAAUUAAACCGGACACUAUGUUUUAUGGCUGCUCACUCAGCAACCAGUGCACAGCAACAGAGUCUCACCACCAUACAGUAAGCGUAGGCCCUCUGUGUGUCUGUGCGUGUCCGUGGGUUGAACAGGCAGCCUCGCAGCAAGCAAGCAAGCAUGUCCCCGAAGAAGAAGACAAAAAAGACCGCAGCGAAAAGUCCAGAAAAAUGUCAAAAUGACGUGGAAGAAAAGCAUAGGCACAGUAUUCUGGAUAUAGCCAUUCUGCAGGAUCACAUAGCCUUACAGUGUGAGGCUUUAAGAAGGGUCCAGUCAGACAGAGCUGACCUGAGGAGACGUGUAAGAGACAUGGAACAGAAGCUGCAGCGCGAGAGACAAGACCACAGGGACAUCUACUGGGACCUCAGUCGCCAGUACAAAACCAUGCAGACCGAACUGACCAACAAGGUGAAGAAACUGGAACAGGAAGUCAGCCAACUGAAGGAAGACCUUGUCCUAUCCCAGGAGGAACUGAGUAAAGAGAAAAGUGAGCGUAAGCAAGGGGAGAAGGAGAAGGAUGCCAUCAUAGCAGACCUUCGACAAAAGCUGGACAACAUGGAGUCAGACUAUGAGAAGAUCCUUCAUGAGACUCUCGACAGCCUGAGUUCCCAGCUGUCUGCAACUCGACAGGGUUGGAAAGACGAAAGCGCAACUCUUCAUCAAAAGUACAAGGAGCUGCUCUCUGAAUUUGGCCUAAAUGCACUGGAUCUUUAAAAUACAGGAGUCUGACAUAUACAUUAAGAACAGCAGCUAUUGCUCAGUGAGAUGUGUUUGUUUAAUGCUGUAGCUACAGCACUGACUCUGUUUGAUCUGCUAGAGUGCUGUGUAUGGCUCACCUGUAAAUGUAUGGAUGUUAAUGUAUAUUUUACCAGCAGAAUACAGAAUAGGAAGUAGAUCACCAUGUAGUGGCAUGUAGCGCCCACUAGAUGUAGCAAAUGACUGCUUGUGGUCAGGAAGAUGGUGGCCACUGACACUCAGUUGCUAUUAGAGCAUUACAGUGUGUAUACUGUAUUUUAUAUGAAUAUUAGUAGUACAGUAAGUAUUUUGUUGUUUAUAUAGAAGA